AGAUGGGGGGAAGUUCUAGAGUAAAUUUCUAGGGUUUGAGGUGAUGACAGUAGCUAGCGGUGUGGGGUACACACUGAUCGCGCUUGGGCCGGGGUUUAGUCUCUUCUUCCUCUCUAUCGUGUCCAAGCCCCUUCUUAUUCUUACGCUCCUUGCAAGCACGCUGGUAUGGCUCGCAUCUCUCGUCGCGCUUGCGAUCGUUUGGAGGGGAUUUCUUCCUUUGGGUUCUUCCGAUUGGAUUUGUUUGCCACUCCUAGCUUCGUCAGUGGCUCUUCAGGAGUUUCUUAGAGUUCACUUCUGGCGAACUUUCAAGAAAGUGGAGUCUUCUCUAAAUGGUGUUGCGGUCAGGAUCUCGAAGCCUCCUCUUAGACCCAGUGAAAAGAUCGAGAUCGCCAUUGCUCUGGGCUUUGGCCAUGGUUUGGCUCACUCGAUCAUGUUUUGCUUGAGCCUGCUUACACCGGCGUUUGGACCCGGGACAUUUUACCUUCGCUCGUGUCCUCAAAUGCCAUUUUUUCUAGUGAUUUCUCUCAUCUCACUCGGAUUUCUAUUGAUCCACACAUUUUCAAUGGUUAUAUUUUUCAAAGGCUACGAAGACCACAACAGUGGCCUCCGAUUCUUCGUCCCCGCUAUGCACGCCGUGGCUUCCUCGCUGACUUUGGUGAAUCUCGUACAGAACGGGUGUGUAAUUGGCACUCCCCUCGUGAUGCUGUGCGCGGCACUGACGCUUUUCGUGUGUGGAAAAUCCCUGUGGCAAAAGGGGGACUAAACAGGAUAUUCUUUCCCAGAAAAAGAGGAGACAAUGGCGCUUGAAAUCGCGAACUUUUGGAUGCCAGGAACUUCGCAAUCAAUGUCCCUUUUUUGACAAAAUGUACCAUGGUUUUAAGUUCUAUAAUUCCCAUGGUAGAAAUGUCCCCAGGGUGAAAUAUAAAAAAGUGUGUGUGUUUUUGA
Messenger RNA from Selaginella moellendorffii, 945 nucleotides. Its product is annotated as gamma-secretase subunit APH1-like. Bases 44 to 763 code for a protein of 239 amino acids. NCBI's taxonomy places the organism in Eukaryota, Viridiplantae, Streptophyta, Lycopodiopsida, Selaginellales, Selaginellaceae. The transcript has 6 exons. The record is from RefSeq and is a predicted model, not a curated record. Gene Ontology annotation, biological process: positive regulation of catalytic activity; protein processing. Gene Ontology annotation, cellular component: membrane; endoplasmic reticulum; gamma-secretase complex. Gene Ontology annotation, molecular function: protein-macromolecule adaptor activity.